Messenger RNA from Guillardia theta CCMP2712, 6720 nucleotides. RefSeq lists its product as hypothetical. Gene Ontology annotation, molecular function: protein binding. Bases 1 to 6720 code for a protein of 2239 amino acids. NCBI's taxonomy places the organism in Eukaryota, Cryptophyceae, Pyrenomonadales, Geminigeraceae. The record is from RefSeq and is a predicted model, not a curated record. The transcript is spliced from 9 exons.
AUGCAAGAGCAAGUGAAGGCGAGGGCGCUAGCAUGCGCCAUGAGCAGGGACGGGAGGCUCGUUGUUUGCACAGGGAAGGGAAGCAGCGUGCAGGUGUGGAAGAAGGAGGAGGAGGAGUGGAAGCGGGUGGAGGAGGGAGUGAAGAACAUGGAGAAGGGGCACCAGGAAAGGGUGACGAGCAUCGCAUUCAUAGAGGACGAGGCCGUCCCUUCGAACCCACCCAUGGUCGCCACAGCGUCGGCGGACAGGACCGUCAAGCUGUGGAGGCUUGUCAGCAUGGCAGCGGCUCCGUCAGGAGGCAAGGGAGCUCCUGCGGUGCAUGGGCCGACUGUGCUGGGCUACGACAAGAGGGCGGCAGUGCGGCUAGUCCUGGAAAACACCUGGCAGGAGGACCCGCACAUGCGCGACAACCUCCUGCUCCUUGUUGGCGGGCUGAGGAGGAACAUUGCUCUCCUCCUGGACGUCGAGGAGGCGAAGUUUCACGUGAAGAUGGUGGAGGUAAACGACAAGGAUGUUGUCGUCGACGUUGCCUUCCUCCCCUCCCCCCUGACCAGCCACGAGGACGGGCUCGACGUCCCUAAGGUCAGCGCAGAGAUGCAGGUUGCGGAGCUGCUUGAGAUGGCAAGGGACAAGAGGAGCAAACUGUCUCGUUGCAUGUUGUUGUGCUCGCACUUACAUGCCUCCAGGUACCAUGAUGUGAGGCUGGAGCUCAAAAGCGCGAGGGUUGUGUUCGUCGACGACGGUACAAGUCAUUUCCAGGCUAUCGACUCGCUGCGUACAACUGGGAAGGAGGGGAGAGAGGAGGAGGAGGAGGAGGAGGAGAGAGGAGAUGAUGGAGAAGGGGAGGGGGAGGGGAAGGAGAAAGAAGACUCCAAGGCCGGGCAUGUCUCGUACUGGUUGCUCCAUCAGACUCUUGUAGACGACAAGAACGUCUUCUGCGAGAGAAAUUCUCUCUCCCACUCGGAGGCGAUUUCCUGCCUCGACCUCCGCAGCACCAGGCGAUCCCUUCCGCUCCUGGCGUCCGGCGGGCACGACAGGAGGGUGAAGCUGUGGAGUCCGUCCUCGAGGGAGGAGGGGGGGAUAGACCAACGGUGGAGGUUGCUGGAAGUUCUUGAUGCGCAUGAGGGGCAUGUGUGCGCCUUGAAGUUCAGCGAGGUGAAUGGGAGGCUACUCGUCUCCUCCGACAUGCGGGGGAACGUGGUCUGUUGGGGAGAGAGCAUGCUAGAGGAGAGGGGGAGGCCGGAGGAGGGAGGAGGGAGAGGAGCGCGCUUCGUGCAGGUCUUCAAACUGAGGGAGGAGCUUGCGGUCAGACAUUUGAGCCUAGCAAGCCAGCCGCUGAGCGAUCAGCUCAGGACGGCCAUGCGCGCGCUCCUUCCGGCGCACUGGACGCAUGCUGCACGGCUGCAGGUAGAGGAGGAGCAGAUGAAGGAGGAGGACGUGGAAGCGAUGGAGCUAUCGCUAGCGCAUCUCUCCUCCUCCUUCCACCGCGGGCUGGCGCUGUACGAGCACCUGAAAAAGUACGCGCGGAAAGUGGGAGCAAGGGACUUCAGCAGGUUCGGGAGGGGAGCUCUGCUGCAGGAGAGGAUAGAGAGCUGGAAGAUACAGCGAUCGUACGCGCAGGCGGUGAAUGAGGAAGGGAUCAAGAGCCUGAGCAAGCUCGUGGGUCAUCCUGUGGAAAAUAUCUUGCGGCACGUCAUGGCCCAUGACAAGCAGGCCGUGGAGGAGGAGAUCCGUCGGCUGUCGCGCGAGUUUGAGAGGAGGAAGAGCUCAGUUUCUGCCAUCGUCACGCGGUUGGAACAGAGCACUGGGCUGAGGAAGGAGCUGAAGCAAGGUUUAGUCUCCUUCCUCCUGGAGUUCUUCGUAGAGACCGUCAGCCAGCUCCUCCUCCCCCUCGAACCCGCCGGCCCAUCGGGCGACUGGGACGAGCACGGGAGGCUGCUGGAGGAGGAAGCCGUGCGGGCUCUGACCUCCUCCCUCCUCCCCGUGACAAAGUUGCGGGAGGAGGUUGGGGCGCAGGAGCUCCUGCUGCGAGCCUUCAGCAAGUCGAACAGCGCGCUUCUUGAGGUCGUGUCGAGGAGGAUGGAGGGGCUGAGGAGCGACCUCGUCCUCCUCCGCAAGAAGCUCCAGUAUGCAGAGAUAGUUGCCAGCACUGGGCUCGUAGUCGUAGCGACGUCAUGCGAGGACAUGCCGGUCACGGCCGGUCAGCCCGUCCACCUGGGGGAGGAGGAGGACGAGGAGGGGAGAAAGGGGAAGAAGCAGCUCGGGGUUGUCGAGCAGGUGCUGCAGCGAGGAGCAGGAGUGUUUCAGUCUACAUUCGCCUACAGAGUUAAGUUGAAAGGCCGCGAGACGACAGUCGAUGUCACUGUUUCCAAGAUGCCAGCACAGUUCGGCGUCAAGCUCUGGCGCCUCCUCCCUCCCCUCCACUGUCUCAUCACGAGUCAGAGCGCUGCAGAGCACAAGGUUGUCUCCCACGACAUCCCCCUCAAGAACUUUCUCUCGCCCCCACCAGGAGCCCAGCUGCUGCUCCGAGGAGAAGGCUACACCGACGGCUACGUUCUCGUGGAGCAGCUGGAGCAGGACAGCGAGUCCCUCCUCUCCUCGCCCUCCGGCAUCCUGGGCAACGUGGCGCUGGCAGACCUUCAGCUUCUAGAGCAUGACUUCUUGCAAGUGCUCGAGCUCGUCCCCCUUCACCUUGUGGAGACAGCGGAGGAGGUGAAGGGCCUCUGCUUCGUUGGCCCCUCCUCCUCUCCUCUCCUCGUCGUCACCGUCUCCAACCGCCUGCUCUUCUUCUCUCCAACCGUGAGGGGACCCGGCGGGAAGAGGCUGCAGCACGUACGCACCAGGACUCAGGCCCAGCUGCGAGGGAGAGCAGAGGAGGGAGAGUUUCCCACGUGGGAGGCUGUUGAGGAGAGGGUUCACGAUGCAGACAUAGUAUUCGUGCGCGAUGUCUCCACAGACAGCUCCCCGAGCAUCGUCCUCUCCUGCUGUCAGAGAGGGCUCGUCUCCUUCACAGACUGCCGGCCGCUCGUCUCGGACGGAGCAGCAGACAGGUUGUUCUCCAGCUACCUCAAGCAAAAGCAGCUGCUGAGGGUCUUGAGGACCAUUGACGCUGAGAUGGCGAGGAGGGAGGUCGACUUCUCGACGCUGCUCAUCGACACUCAGAGGCUGCAGGAAGAGAAGUUGUCCCACCUCCUUGCCCUGCAGCUCAGUCGAAAAGGGGGAGGGCAGGAGGGGAAGCGCGAGCGCGAGAAAGCGCUGCAAGAGCUAGAGAGGAUCUUCCGGACCCUGGACGAACGUCAGGACAUGGUGGAGGAGAUGAGUACGACUCUGAUGUCUCGCCUUCCCUCCCACAUGUUGAGCAAGCAGCUCUCAUCUUAUCACGUUGGCAAAGUCCUUGAGGUCACCCUGGAUUGGAUGCUGCAAGAGGGCCUGGGACAGGGGGGCAGGACUAUCGCCGAUCACCGGCACUUGAAGACGCUGCUCAGGACGCCGACCAUGUCGAGGAGGUCCUUGGACCCUUUGAAGCAGAAGAUUGACCUGGAAGUCAUCUUUCAUCACCUCAAGGAUACCCCCGACCGGCUCUCCCUCAAGAGGUUCGCUCAGUUCUGCAAGGGUCGCAGACUGGACAGGAGGUACCCCGGCGAGUUGGACGACCUGGCGCACACACUCUUCAUGGGGCAGGGCCGCGAUAACGACGAGAAUGUCGAAGCUGUGGAGCUCCUUGAGUUCCUGCUCUUCUUCAUCCCUGAGUUGGACGAAAGUUACCUCUUCAGCCACCUCAAGGCUGGCAGCGAGGACGAAACUUUCCGAGCGGAAGAUUGGCUAGUGGAGGAGGGAGAAGAGGAAGAGGAUGUCGAACUUUUGCCGCAGGCCGAUGACGACGAAGAGCAGGACGGUAUACAAGAAGCAGGCAGGGUUACAGAGGCUCUGGUCAGAGCGGUAGACACGAACGCCAUCCAAGUGCUGGAUCUGUCAAAGUUCAAACUCUCGUCGCCAGAGGGCAGGAUGGGCCGUGAUGAGCUGGCUGCCAUCCACGACCUCUUCAGCAGCAUUGCCGCCUGCACAUCGCUCAAGUAUCUGUCCGUGGACUAUCAGCAGGAGCUCUGCUCCUUCGACUUCUUCUGGCGUUCCCUCGCGCUCAACAGCUCCAUCCACGAGCUCUCCUUGCAGAACUUGCAGCUGGACAGGAGGCACGCCGGUGCCAUCGCAAGGUGUCUGGAUCACAACACCACCCUCAGGAAUCUCGACCUCAGUCACAACAACCUGACCCGAGGGCUCGGAACGAUCGCCAGCUCGCUCGCAGACAACCAGAGCCUGCUAUGUCUCGAUCUCAGUGAGAACAACCUUGAUGACGUGGACAUCUCCGACCUCCUGGACGGCCUGUCGUACAACCGACAGCUGAAGAGCCUGUGGAUGAACGGGAACAAGAUACUCCAGCACGGCUUCCAGCAGAUCACAAGAUGCCUCGAGAGCAGAAACUUCGUGGUGGAGAAGUUUUCCGCUUUCAAUCAGGCAAUCGACCGCGAAGGAAACCUGCAGAUCAACGUCUGUGGGAUGGACUGCUUCCUGUCAGUGAGGGAGGAGGAGCAAGAACUAGAUCAGCAGACCUGCGUCCACCGGGCCGCGUCGGACAGUCGAUGCCACGAGUUUGUCGACAGGCUGCUGCUGCUCGCAGCGGGGCAGGAGCAGGACGAGCUACAGCAGUUCAUUCUGGACAACUUCACGUCCGUUCUCGACAUCCCCAUCCUCCCCUCCGUCGCCCGUCGCAUCGUCCAAGGGCUGCGGUCCCACUUGGAGCUCAUCCGAGUGCGGGGGUACCGACAGAAGAUCGAUCUCCUGCUCGCUCCAGAGGGGAUAAGAGCGAGGAGGAGCAAGAUGGCUCGGGAAGCUGCAAGGCUCAAGGAGCUGGUGGAGGACCUCCGUAGGAGCUCCUCCCCUCCUGCUCCUCGGUCCCUCGGACGGGAUCUGCUCCGCCUGUCUCCUCUCGUCUCCCUCCAGGAACUGCCUGAGUCCGUCGCGGCAGAGAAGCUGCAAGCACUCGCGUGCGAUGUCGAGGACCCAGAGGACGCGGCGCUCUUGCUCCGCCUGUACUCGCCGCUCAGUGAAGAGCAGGGAAGUAAGGAAGCGCAAGAGCAAGGGCAAGGCGACAAGAGCACAGCCGAGUCUCUCCCCAAAGAGGACGCUGCUUCAGUCGUCGACGAAGCUGCACUCGAGGAAGGCGAUGACGUGGUUUUGAGUGUCCUGGGGAUCCCAAGAGGCUCUCAAGGGAAGUUGUUGGAGGUCAACGAGACACACAGAGCGCCCUCUGCCUCCUCCUCCUCCUCCUCUUUUUUUCACAAUGUCUCCUUGCAGCGCUCCUUCUCUGCUUCCUCCUUCAGAACUCUUGCCGAGCAGCCGUCAAGCUCUCCCGGCCCGCUGGCCGAGCUGGUAAGGAGCAAUCGGGAAGUUGAGGAUGUUGCCUCGCAGGAGACGUCAUGGGGAAGGAUAGUGCGAGCAGAGAAAAAUGUAGAGGUCCACGUGCACAAACUCGUGAGAUUGGGGAGAACAACGUGGACUCUUGAGGACCUGUCGUUUCUUCCUUGGGACCAGUUUAAGGGUUGCCAGGCUGCCGACGAAGAGGAGGAGGAGGAGGAGGAGGAGGACGUUCGUAGCAUCUCUGAGACUGUUCAGCAUGGAAGACGGCUGGCACUUGCUGCUCUUGACGGAUCGUCGGCUGGGUGUCUUGGGUGGCUGGACAUGAAAAUUUUCGAGCUUGUUGGCGCCACCGAAGGAGAGGAGAGGAGGCGACGCUUUGCACUGAUGACCCUGCUGAGCUCUGACUGCAAGCAAGGCGCGUACAGGACGUCAGUCAGCAAUGCUGGGCGGCAGGAGGAGGAGCAGAGGGGGGGAGGAGCGCGCACAUGGGAAUGGAAUGAGAGGUUCAGAUUCGCCCUCCCCGGCCGAUCUUGCCGUCUGAUGGUGGAAGUAUUUGAGGAGCCUUCCUCUGGGACUAGCAGGUUCGUCGGGCGAGCCGAAGUUGCUGUAGAAGUUCACAGCAAGUUCGUCGUCUUCGAUGGCCGAGCCGUCAAGCUCUCAGUGGAUCAAGUCUCCCGCGACCAGGCUCGCUGCUUCCUCCUCACCAGUCCCCCGGGCUCGGCCUCGACGCCACCGACCUCCUCCGUCAGAAUCCAGCUUUGCUGCCGUCUCCUCCGCUCACUUCCUGUAGCUGCCAACCUUCGUCAGUGGCUCUCCAACCGAUCCUUGCUGCAGUUUGAAACGGGAGGCAGGCAGCAGCCUCCUCGCAUACAGGGCGGCUCCGUUGGAGAGCGUGAGAGUUGUAGAGGAGAGGCUGCGUCGUAUGCUGGAGCGCUCUCAGCUCGCAACUCCACCAUAGACGAGGAAGAGGUCGAAGAGAGGGACGGGCUGACUCGCUUGCAAGCCGAGCAUGUCUCCUCGCUUCCUCUCCAGCGUCCCAGGUCAGGUGGAGCGGAUCGCGCCCCGACCUGGUCGCAACUUGUGGCUGAUGGGUUCUAUGUGAGCACCAAGGAUGGAAGGGUCUGCCUUGAGCCGAGCUCAGAGGAGGCAAGGAGGGUCACCCUCCGCCACAGGGUCUUGUCUGCAUUGCGAUCGGCAGCUAUGGUGCUGGAAGCCAGGAGGAGGAGAGCAAGACCCGUCUCAAGGUGGAACCGCGCGAGCAUGCUGCUGGAUCGCUGGAAUGAAGAGUUCUUCUGCCAUGACUGA